AUGGCCGCCAUCAAGGCGCUGCAGCAAUGGUGCCGGCAGCAGUGCGAGGGCUACCGGGACGUGAACAUCACCAACAUGACCACGUCGUUCCGGGACGGCCUGGCCUUCUGCGCCAUCCUGCACCGCCACCGGCCGGACCUCAUAAACUUCGAUGCCCUCAGGAAGGAAAAUAUCUAUGAAAACAACAAGCUGGCGUUCACCGUGGCUGAGGAGAAGCUGGGUAUCCCGGCCUUGCUGGAUGCAGAGGACAUGGUGGCCCUCAAGGUACCAGACCGGCUGAGCAUCCUGACAUAUGCAUCCCAGUACUACAACUACUUCCACGGCCGCUCCCCCAUUGGGGGCAUGGCUGGUGUGAAGAGGCCCUCCACAGAGUCCAUGGAGGAGCCAUCCGGGAAGAAAGCUCCAGCCCAGCUGGCCUCAGCUGGCCCACCCCGGGGCCCGCCACUGUCCGUCAUCCAGAACAGGGCUACAGGGAUACAGGGUCCGCCCCUCAAAGCUGGCCUGGCCCCCUUGGGCAGCUCGGUCAGCAGCAUCUGUGCUGCCUGUGGCAAGCACGUGCACCUUGUGCAGCGACACCUGGUGGACGGCAAGCUCUACCACCGGAAUUGCUUCAGGUGUAAGCAGUGUUCCAAUACGCUCCACUCGGGAACUUACCGGACCACGGAGGAGCCUGGCAUCUUUGUCUGCACCAGCCAUCAGCCCACAGCUGACUCUGUGAGCCCCAUGACACUGCACCAGAGGAGGGCUGCCCCCAGGGACCCCAGCACUUCCCAGAAGGCCCAGGAGCAGAAUGGGCUGAGAGAGGCAGCUCCAGGGGCCAGGCAGUUGGCCCGGGAGCCCAUGGUAGACAACUCGGCAUCCAGACGUUUCCCUCCAUCCACACCUGACCCUCCAACCUCUGCUGCCUCCUCUCACGGCCACCGGGGGAGCCCCACCACACCCAGGCUCCCUGUGGGCACUGUGGCCUCCAGCCCCAUAGCCAAGGCCAGCAUGCGGGUGACCAACAGUUCGCCAGUCGGGUGGUCCUCACUGGCACAGGGCACCUCUGCAGCCAAGCCUCAGCCGUCUGGACCCAUAAACACCCAGAACCCUUUCCCAGCUGUGCCACAGACCCAGGCAGCCCCUCGAGAGGUAUCUCUACAGACCAAGCUCAGCCCAAGCCCAGUGUCUCUGGCCCCUGUGAACCAUCCUGCCUGGACACCUGGAGCCGUUAGGACCCAGCAGGCCCGGGAGAAAUUCUUCCAGGCUUCCAGCAAUGACUCGGCCAGUGGUGGCUCCAGGAAGGGGACUCCAGUGGACACAACUCCAUCAGUGGACAGUGGCAAACAGCAAGCACUGAGCUUCCUCAGGAAGGCCCUUCCCGCGUCCAGCCGGUCAGUGGACACAGAAAGGCCGGGCCCAGCACAGCCCUUGUCCUGGGGUGGGAUGCUUGGCUCAGGCCCACCCACUCACAACUUCCUGCUGGUCAGCCCGUGGUGCCUAGUGGUCCCAGCAGUGGAGGUGGACAUGAAGGGUAGUGAGCUUGUCUGUCCACUCCUGGGGGAGGCUGGAAGGAAGAGAACAGGGGUCACUGUGGCGGGCAGCACAGCCAGUGUGGGCACCAGGAUGAAGCCAGAGGAGCCCCUGGCCACGAAGGGUCCCAGUGCCAGCACCCAGGGUCCCCUGGAGGACAGUCCAGCCGGGUGGAGAGCCCGCCUGAAACCUGUGGAUAAGAAGAACACCCCCGACAGGUCUGUGGAGCCAAAGGAAUCCCAGGCUCCUGGAGGGUGGAAGGCGGGGGAUGCGCCCAGGAAGGUGCUGCAGAGCUCCCAGGUGGACGGCCACAGUCGGCUGACCCCCAUGCAGAACCCUGGACCCACCGUCUCAGACUCGCCCUCCUCCCAAUCUGGCCGCAGGAGGUUGGCUGUCCCUGACAGCUUGGAUGUGAGUGGGGCCUGGCUGCAGCCUGAGUCCCCUGGACAGGGACCCUUGGCUGUCGGCUGGAAGAAAGCCGAGGCCCACACUCGGGACCUAGCAGCCCGGCCACACCCUGACUAUGUGCCCCAGGAGGAGAUCCAGCGGCAGGUACGUGACAUCGAGAGGCAGCUGGAUGAGCUGGAGCUCAAGGGCGUGGAGCUGGAGCGGCAGCUGAGGGCAGCCGAGGGAGACGCCACCGAGGACGAGCUCAUGGUGGACUGGUUCCGGCUCAUCCACGAGAAGCAGCUGCUUCUGAGGCUGGAGUCGGAGCUGAUGUACAAGUCCAAGGACCAGCGCCUGGAGCAGCAACAGCUGGGUCUGGAGGAGGAGCUGCGGCGGCUGAUGGACAAGCCUGAGGCCCUAAAGUCACCCCGGGACCGGCAGCGGGAGGAUGAGCUGCUGCACCGGUACGUGGACACCGUGAAUGACCGCAGUGACAUCGUUGACUGCCUGGAUGAGGACCGGCUCAGUUUCCCAGCCUGCAUUGCAGUGGGUACCAGUUGCAGGUCCCUGGAGAAAUCCCGCGUCAUGCUUUACCCCUGGUCUGUGAGGGGCAUGGUGAUGCUCUCCUGGGGAGGUGAUGGCCAGGCUCCUCUCGAGCAGCUCGAGCUGUCAGGGGCCUUGGACAAUGGGGAGCAGGUGGCCCCCAAGGGCCAGGUGCCCCAGCCCCUCCUCUCUGUGGAUGUGGACAGAGCUGUCUGA
This is a messenger RNA of Elephantulus edwardii (Cape elephant shrew), 2658 nucleotides long. It is a transcript of the gene MICALL2, whose product is annotated as MICAL-like 2. Lineage: Eukaryota; Metazoa; Chordata; Mammalia; Macroscelidea; Macroscelididae. The coding region runs from base 1 to 2658 and encodes 885 amino acids. The transcript is spliced from 18 exons. Gene Ontology annotation, molecular function: protein binding. The record is from RefSeq and is a predicted model, not a curated record.